Messenger RNA from Lichtheimia ornata, 1158 nucleotides. RefSeq lists its product as uncharacterized. Gene Ontology annotation, molecular function: DNA-binding transcription factor activity, RNA polymerase II-specific; zinc ion binding. The record is from RefSeq and is a predicted model, not a curated record. The coding region runs from base 1 to 1158 and encodes 385 amino acids. The transcript is spliced from 3 exons. Gene Ontology annotation, biological process: regulation of DNA-templated transcription. Lineage: Eukaryota; Fungi; Mucoromycota; Mucoromycetes; Mucorales; Lichtheimiaceae.
AUGCAGUCUAUGCCAUACUAUCAAUCGGGCUAUCAAGCGCCCACUUCCUACUCUAACAACGGAUCACCCGUGCCAGCUUCAGUGAUGAAUACCGGAGCUCCACCACCCAUGAUGCCACCCACAAUGUCUCAUCCUCCCAUUCCAGAAGCAGCCAAUGCAGCACCUCCUCCACAACAACCACCCAAAAGAAAACAAGUGAAGAACGCGUGCACCAAUUGUCAAAAAGCCUGCAAGAAAUGUGAUGAUGCUCGACCAUGUCCUCGCUGCAUCAAGUAUGGAAUUGCUGAUACAUGUGUCAACUCGGUGAGAAAGGAACGCAAGAAGGGUAUCAAACGUGGUCCAUACAAAAGAAGACAAAAAGAUGGUAGCAGCAGCACUUCUCGCAAGGGUGAUGAGCAAUUGGUGAAUCAACAAGCAGCUGCCAAUCCCUAUGCUGCUAUGCGACCUGGCACAAUGCCAUUUGGAUAUCCUGGCACCUUGAAUCAAUAUGGCCAACCCACUUAUGAUCCAUACGGUUCAUACGCCGCUACUGCGUAUCACAAGGACAUGCCAUAUGUUGUCAAUCCAAUGUACUCUUCAAUGGGCUAUCCGGUGAUGAUGUCUGGUAGUAGCAGUGAUGCCAAUCAACAACAUCAUCAAGGUCAACAACAACAACAUCCGUCGGCUGGGCAACAACAGCAACAACAGCAACAGCAAUCGCCUGUGCCUACCCAGUACACAAUGAUGCAUCCACAAGCUUCUAGAUAUGGUGAACAUGUACUUCAUUCUCCACAAAGCCAAAGCCCAACGGCUGCUCACAUGUAUUACCAACAACAACAACCACCUCAUCAACAACAACAACAACACCAGCAAUCUCGAUUGAGUCCACAGUUGCCUGAAAUCAAGCAUGAUCCUCAUCAACAACAACAGCAUGAUUCGAGUCAUCAAUACAUGAAACCACAACCAAUGACACCUGUACCAAGUGCAUCCAAUUCAUCCAUCACAUCGACUCCUCCACCACAUGCUGAUUCCACUGCUGCAGGUGGUGUUGCUCCUACUACUGCACCAGGAGGUGGAGAGGAUGAAUCCAAGUAUGAACGACUCAGCCAAUUGUGCUCGGCGGCAUUACAUAGCGAUUCAUCUCAGCAAAAUCAUUCUCCUCAACCUUCUCAACAAUAG